GAGAGAGAGGUUCGCGCGCGCUUUGGGCCUGCUUGGGAUUCUGGGCCUUGCGCGUGCGGCUCUUUCUCUCCGGUUCUCUCUGUGUCGCUCCUGAAAAUAUGUCGGAAGGAGUGGACCUCAUAGAUAUCUACGCUGACGAGGAGUUCAAUCAGGACUCUGAGUUUAGUAAUGCUGACCAGAUGGAUCUAUAUGACGACGUGCUAGCUGCCAGCUCACAACCUUCUGAAAGUUGCACUAGCAGCUCUGAGCCACCACCUGAAAGCCGCCAAGAGCAGUCUCCCAAGCCAAACAGUAAAUCACCCGCUAUCCUGUAUACCUAUAGCGGGCUACGUAAUAAGAGAGCUGCUGUUUAUGUGGGCAGCUUCUCUUGGUGGACAACUGACCAGCAGCUGACUCGAAUCAUCCGCUCUGUGGGUGUUUAUGAUGUGGUGGAACUCAAGUUUGCUGAGAACAGAGCUAAUGGCCAGUCCAAAGGGUAUGCAGAAGUGGUGGUUGCCUCAGAGAACUCUGUCCACAAACUUCUGGAGCUGCUACCAGGCAAGAUUCUCAAUGGAGAUAAGAUGGAAGUGAAGUUGGCUACCCGGCAGAACCUUGCACAGUUUGAGGCACAGGCUCGAAAACGGGUGCCUCCGAGGGCUCACUCAAGGGAUUCCUCGGACUCAGUAGAUGGCCGAGCCACUCCAACAGAGAAUGCUGUGCCGCCACCGCGCAUUGAGAAGCCUCCUUCUGUUUUGCCUUUCUUCAACCGCCCUCCUUCUGCACUUCCUCUCAUGGGGCUGCCACCUCCACCAAUACCACCCCCUCCGCCACUGUCCUCAAGUUUUGGGGUUCCACCUCCCCCACCAGGAAUCCACUACCAACACCUAAUGCCCCCUCCCCCUCGACUUCCCCCCCACCUUACUGUGCCACCCCCGGGGGCAGUGCCACCUGCGCUGCACCUCAAUCCAGCCUUCUUCCCCCCACCAAAUGCAGCGAUGGGGCCUCCGCCAGAUGCCUACAACAAGGCCUCUGCACCGUAUAACCACAGCAGCCGGGAGUUGGGCCCAUUACCACCCCCUGUCAGUGAAGCUGAAUUUGAAGAUAUCAUGAACAGGAAUCGAGCAAUUUCCAGCAGUGCCAUUUCCAAAGCUGUGUCUGGUGCCAGUGCAGGGGAUUACAGCGAUGCCAUUGAGACCCUGCUUACAGCCAUUGCUGUGAUUAAACAGUCACGUGUAGCGAAUGAUGAGCGGUGUAGAGUCCUUAUCUCUUCCCUCAAGGAUUGUCUUCAUGGCAUUGAAGCCAAGUCUUACAGCAUGGGCACCGGCAGCAGCAGCAGCAGUUCCUCCAGAAAAAGACACCGGUCUCGGGAUAGAUCACCCAGUCGAUCCCGUGAGAGCAGUAGGAGGCACCGUGAAGUGGUCCAUAAUGAAGAUCGGCAUGAGGACUACUUCCAGGAAAGAAGCCGAGAGCAUGAGAGACACAGAGACAGGGACAGAGAAAGAGACCGGCAUCACUGAGAGAGGAGUGUUGGAAGCAUUCAGUGUUUUUAUGGACUCGUAUCUCCUCUCCUUAAUCAAGACUCAAGGAUGGAGGCUCCUCCACCCUCUCCUUCCCACUGCCCUCUGCUCUUUCCAGACCCCUUGGAAGUAACUUUGCCUGCAGAACUCCAUCUGGCACACUGUAGCAUUGGGACCUGAGCUCUGCCUGCGUGUGCUGCUGCUUGAUGGAGAAACACUGAAUGACUUGGAGUUUAAGAGGGGUUGUCUGAGCCACUGUGACCAGGGGGCCACUUCAAUCCAUGGAUCUUGGACCCAAAGAGAAUGGUGCUUUCCACAGAGGUCUGCCACCUCUUUCCUUUCCAUGGCUUUUCUAGGAGCACCUUGGGAAGAACCCAUCCGACUUGUCUCCUGUAGAAAGAACUGGUUCUUCAGCACAGCACAAGGUGUCUGACCAUUGUCUCACUGGAGCUCACGUCCAUGGUCCAUAUUGCAUUGUCUUCUCAGGCAUCAAGGCAUCCAGUCCUCCUUAAACCUGAUCCUUUUUCCAAAGCAGCUUCAAGCUUGCCCUCUAGCAACACUGUACACAGCUUAGAAAACAGUAGUCCCCCACCCACCCCUUGGAUGGAGGGCAGGCUGGCUGCUGCUUCCAGUUACCCUUCUCCUCCUCUACCACCCUUACUUGGUUCCUGAAAACUAUCAUAUCCAUUCUCCCUGGCUUCUUCUAGAGGGGCCUGUGUUGGUCAACUUGCUCAUAACAUGGAGUCUCCUUUAAGAAAUAGCUCUGGCUCUGGCUACUGCAGGUACCCUCUCUACAUGUGAUUUGCUAACAAAUUCCUUGCUUUGUUUCAUGCAAUAGCUGCUCCAAUAGUAACUUCUUACCUAUACCUUUGUUUCAAGAGCCUGCCCCUUCCCAGACUGCCACUUUCCUUGUUGUAGAGGAAGUGCUGUGAAUGGAGACCUGUUGCAGUAGCAUGGAAUGGGGGCAAAGUCAAGCUGGGGCUAUCUGGAAGUUACUGUUUGCAGUACACCCUAAGCAUUUUUAAAAAAAUUCUAAGUGAUGUACAUGUUGAUUUAAGGUCCAGAAUGUUCCUUGCCCCCAGCCUCAUUUUAUAUUGAGUUCACUUUGGAGUGAUUCACUCACAAGUUUGCUUCGGAUGGCACCAUACCUCACGGAUCUUUGGCAUGCCUGUCUAGGGAAACAAUUAGAGGCAGUGAAAAAGCCUCACUUCACAACAACCACGUUUAACUGUGUUGUGUAAACAUAAACUAGGGUUUCUGGAGCCACUCAGUCUUCCAGCUCACAACCCCUUCAGGCCAGUGGCAUCAAAGUCAACAUAAGGACCAUUAUGGGACAGGAGUGGCUGCAGAGUUCUUGAUUAAAUGGUCAUCUUUGCGAUAUAACUCCUUUGGGAUGUGCAUUUUCAGCUUUCAGUGCGCCAUCCUAGCCUGAGCACCCUAGUUAAUUAAAAUCAAGACAACACACUAUACCCUGGAAUAUGUAGUCUCCAGCCCCUGGAUCUCUUUAAUAAGGCCAAGCAUCUAUUACAUUCAUGAACACUUAAUGUGACUGUCCAGCUGCAUGGUGAAGUCCCCCUCAUAGAAGGAUUCUGUCCUGUCUCACAGAACAGUGGUGUGGCCUAAAGAGGAUGGAUGGUUUCUAGGCAAAGGAUGUCACCAUGUGAUGCGGUACCUCUUUUUGUACUGUUGAUCAAAGAGGUGCUCAGCUCUAAAUGUUGUUUUUUUUUUAAAGAGGAAAAACGUUAUGUAAACAAAUGGAGAAACAGCUUAAACUGUAAAGUAUAAACAUAAAUUGGAAACGUUGCUUUUUACAUAAUGGGACAUUUUUAGUUUGUUUUGAAAUAAUGAAAGUAAAAAUAAAUAAAAAAAGAAAGAAACGAAUGGACGACAGAAAAAUAGCCUUGGUUCCCCUCAACUCUCCCACCCCUGUUCUUUGUGAUUUGAUUUGUUUUGUCUUUUUCUGAUAGGUUGGAAAUUGUGUAAUAAACUUGAUGAUAUUGUCAAUCUUUUAUACUGCA
Elgaria multicarinata webbii is the source of this 3514-nucleotide messenger RNA. RefSeq names its product cleavage and polyadenylation specific factor 7 (gene CPSF7). The coding region runs from base 99 to 1496 and encodes 465 amino acids. Gene Ontology annotation, biological process: mRNA alternative polyadenylation. Lineage: Eukaryota; Metazoa; Chordata; Lepidosauria; Squamata; Anguidae. The record is from RefSeq and is a predicted model, not a curated record. The transcript is spliced from 10 exons. Gene Ontology annotation, cellular component: mRNA cleavage and polyadenylation specificity factor complex. Gene Ontology annotation, molecular function: mRNA binding.